GCGCACAGCGCCGGGCGACGUGGCCGGCCGGAAGUGGCCCGUGCGGAACCUCCGGAGGACCGCCGUCGUCAGUCGGUCUAUCCUGCGCUAGGUGCUGGUUCGCGCCCCCGCCGGCACCACCAUGCUGAAGAAAUUUGACAAGAAGGACGAGGAAUCGGGCGGAGGCUCCAACCCAUUCCAGCACCUUGAGAAGAGCGCCGUGCUCCAGGAGGCCCGCGUGUUUAACGAAACUCCUAUCAAUCCUCGGAAAUGUGCCCACAUCCUCACCAAGAUCCUCUAUCUCAUAAACCAGGGGGAGCACCUGGGGACCACAGAAGCAACCGAGGCCUUCUUUGCCAUGACUAAACUCUUUCAGUCCAACGAUCCCACCCUCCGUCGGAUGUGCUACUUGACCAUCAAGGAGAUGUCCUGCAUCGCAGAGGAUGUCAUCAUCGUGACCAGCAGCUUGACGAAGGACAUGACCGGGAAGGAAGACAGCUACCGGGGCCCGGCCGUGCGCGCCCUCUGCCAGAUCACCGACAGCACCAUGCUGCAGGCUAUCGAGCGCUACAUGAAGCAGGCCAUCGUGGACAAGGUGCCCAGCGUCUCCAGCUCUGCGCUGGUGUCUUCCCUGCACCUGCUCAAGUGCAGCUUCGACGUGGUCAAGCGCUGGGUGAAUGAGGCCCAGGAGGCGGCGUCCAGUGAUAACAUCAUGGUGCAGUACCACGCGCUGGGGCUCCUGUACCACGUGCGGAAGAACGACCGCCUGGCUGUCAGCAAGAUGAUCAGCAAGUUCACGCGGCACGGCCUCAAGUCCCCCUUCGCCUACUGCAUGAUGAUCCGCGUGGCCAGCCGGCAGCUGGAGGAGGAGGACGGCAGCCGCGACAGCCCGCUGUUCGACUUCAUCGAGAGCUGCCUGCGCAACAAGCACGAGAUGGUGGUGUACGAAGCCGCCUCGGCCAUCGUCAACCUGCCGGGGUGCAGUGCCAAGGAGCUGGCCCCGGCCGUGUCAGUGCUCCAGCUCUUCUGCAGCUCCCCCAAGGCUGCGCUCCGUUAUGCCGCCGUCCGCACCCUCAACAAGGUGGCCAUGAAGCAUCCAUCUGCGGUGACAGCUUGUAACCUGGACCUGGAGAACCUGGUUACAGACUCGAACCGCAGCAUUGCCACGCUGGCCAUCACCACCCUCCUCAAGACGGGCAGCGAGGGCAGCAUCGACCGCCUCAUGAAGCAGAUCUCCUCUUUCAUGUCGGAGAUCUCGGACGAGUUCAAGGUGGUGGUGGUCCAGGCCAUCAGCGCACUGUGUCAGAAGUACCCUCGCAAGCACGCCGUGCUCAUGAACUUCCUGUUCUCCAUGCUGCGUGAGGAGGGCGGCUUUGAGUACAAGCGGGCCAUCGUGGACUGCAUCAUCUGCAUCAUCGAGGAGAACGCGGAGAGCAAGGAGACGGGGCUGUCGCACCUGUGCGAGUUCAUUGAGGACUGCGAGUUCACCGUGCUGGCCACACGCAUCCUGCACCUCCUGGGCCAGGAGGGGCCCAAGACCAACAACCCCUCCAAGUACAUCCGCUUCAUCUACAACCGGGUGGUCCUGGAGCACGAGGAGGUCCGGGCAGGCGCCGUCAGUGCUCUGGCCAAGUUCGGCGCGCAGAAUGAAGAGAUGCUGCCGAGUAUCUUGGUGUUGCUGAAGAGGUGUGUGAUGGACGAUGACAACGAAGUGAGGGACCGAGCCACCUUCUAUCUCAGUGUCCUGGCGCAGAAGCAGAAGGCCCUCAACGCAGGCUACAUCCUCAACGGUCUGACCGUGUCCAUCCCUGGUCUGGAGAGGGCUCUGCAGCAGUAUACUCUAGAACCAUCGGAAAAGCCUUUUGACCUCAAGUCUGUGCCCCUGGCCACCACACCCAUGGCAGAGCAGAGAACAGAAAGCACCCCCAUCACAGCAGCCAAGCAGCCUGAGAAGGUGGCAGCCACCCGGCAGGAGAUCUUCCAAGAGCAGCUGGCGGCAGUGCCGGAGCUCCAGGGGCUGGGGCCCCUCUUCAAGUCCUCGCCUGAGCCCGUGGCCCUCACCGAGUCGGAGACGGAGUACGUGAUCCGCUGCACCAAACACACCUUCCCUGAGCACAUGGUCUUCCAGUUUGACUGCACAAACACGCUCAACGACCAGACCCUGGAGAACGUCACCGUGCAGAUGGAGCCCACGGAGGCCUACGAGGUGCUGUGUUACGUGCCCGCCCGGAGCCUGCCCUACAACCAGCCCGGGACCUGCUACACGCUGGUGGCCCUGCCCAAGGAAGACCCCACGGCGGUGGGCUGCACGUUCAGCUGCGUGAUGAAGUUCACCGUCAAGGACUGCGAUCCCACCACCGGGGAGACCGACGACGAAGGCUAUGAGGAUGAGUAUGUGCUGGAAGAUCUGGAAGUCACGGUAGCUGAUCACAUCCAAAAGGUCAUGAAGCUGAACUUUGAAGCAGCCUGGGAUGAGGUAGGGGAUGAGUUUGAGAAGGAGGAAACAUUCACCUUGUCCACCAUCAAGACACUUGAAGAGGCUGUGGGCAAUAUUGUGAAGUUCUUAGGAAUGCACCCUUGUGAGAGGUCAGACAAAGUGCCGGAUAACAAGAACACGCACACGCUGCUCCUGGCAGGCGUAUUCCGGGGGGGUCACGACAUCCUGGUGCGCUCCCGGCUGCUGCUUUUGGACACAGUAACAAUGCAGGUGACAGCCAGAAGUUCAGAGGAGCUGCCAGUGGACAUCAUCUUGGCGUCUGUGGGCUAGGAGGCCAGCCUGCAUAGGAUCACAUCCUACCCUUUCCCCCCCAACACUGUGCAGAAGUCAGGCCUGCCUUAUGAACCCAGUGGAAACUCCUUUCCAAGCCAAUUGUAUUCAAAAACAAUUAGGAAUCAAUGAGGUUUUUUGUUUUUUUUUUUUAAUUUAACCCCUGCCCCAAAACUCCCUGCUGAGGGUAACUUUUGAAAGAGGGGGAUGAUUUUAGCUUGUCAUAGAACUUGCUGCCUUGCCUGCCAGGGAAGGGACAUCUCAAAUGAAUAAAGUGCUUGCACCACCUCUUGAGUUGAUCCCCUAAGGAACCAUCUUAUCCCUAUAAAUAAAUCAGCAUGUAUUUAUUGAA
This is a messenger RNA of Balaenoptera acutorostrata (minke whale), 3098 nucleotides long. RefSeq names its product COPI coat complex subunit gamma 1 (gene COPG1). Bases 122 to 2746 code for a protein of 874 amino acids. The transcript has 24 exons. Gene Ontology annotation, cellular component: COPI vesicle coat; endoplasmic reticulum-Golgi intermediate compartment; endoplasmic reticulum. Gene Ontology annotation, biological process: intra-Golgi vesicle-mediated transport; endoplasmic reticulum to Golgi vesicle-mediated transport; organelle transport along microtubule. NCBI's taxonomy places the organism in Eukaryota, Metazoa, Chordata, Mammalia, Artiodactyla, Balaenopteridae. Gene Ontology annotation, molecular function: structural molecule activity. The record is from RefSeq and is a predicted model, not a curated record.